AUGUUCGGAGUUCGUCCGCUCUUGCGGACGGCGGCCAGAGGAUAUGGUUUCCAAAAGAUUUUCUUGAGUCGACCGGCAUCGAGUUGGACGCAAGAUGUCGACGAGUUUUUUGGAAAUGAUGGCAAUCGUCGACUAUCCGGGCGCAUCCACGUCCUCGGCCUUGGAAAUGUCGGCACCUUUGUUGCCCACUCCUUGAAAAGCCGGCCAUCUCCACCACCUAUCACUCUUAUGAUGCAUAACACGUUGAUGUUUUCGUCUUGGCUCGCGAGGAAGAAAUGCUUGGCUAUCAACACCAACGGAUUAGACGAUAUCAAGACCGGCUUUGAUGUCAAUGUCUUCCACAACCAAAGGUGGUGCUCGGUUGAUGGCUCGUCCGCAGCCAAUAAUGAUGAAUCAAAGUCCAACGCGGAGACUGAUUGGGCAGCCGUGGCGGAAGAUAAUGAGGAAAUUGAAUGCCUCAUAGUUACGGUCAAGGCACCUGUGACCCCAAUGGCUCUAGAGGGCGUUCGUCACCGCCUGACACCCAACUCGACCGUGUUAUUCCUGCAGAAUGGCAUGGGCAUCAUUGAUGAAGUAAACGCGAAAGUCUUUCCGGACCCGAGCCGACGGCCACACUACAUGGUUGGCAUCACUAGCCAUGGGCUAGCACAGAGGAACGACACCUUUCACGUCUCCCAUAAUGGCGUAGGCACAACAAUCCUAGGCCCUGUCCCGCAGCAGGAUUCUCGACCUAUAUCGUCGAAUGAUACAGAACCAGAUUGGGCACCAAGCACCAAAUACCUACUACGCACAUUAACACUCACACCACCCUUGGUUGCUGUCGCUGAGCCGCCUUCGUCCGUUUUGAUGCAUCAACUGGAAAAGUUAGCAAUGAACUCAAUCAUAAACCCACUGACCGUGUUGAUGGACUGCCAUAAUGGCGAACUCCUCUAUAACUUUAGCGUCACUCGUUUGAUGCGAUUGCUUCUGUUUGAAAUCUCCGGUGUGAUCUGCAGUUUGCCGGAAUUGCAGGGUAUACCUGGGAUUGAGAGUCGCUUCUCUCCAGAGCGUCUGCGAGGGAUGGCGACGCAGCUCAUGCACAAAACAGCGAAAAACACCAGCUCCAUGCUACAGGACAUACGAGGUCGAAGAUCAACCGAAAUCGAGUACUUGAAUGGCUAUAUUGUGCGAAGAGGUGAAGAGCUUGGUAUCAAGUGCGUGGUGAAUUAUACCAUAAAGCAUCUCGUGCUUGCGAAGCAGCUAGAUCUCAGGCAAAGAGAGUCCCAGGCCAUCCCAGUUGACGUUAUGAAAGACCUCGAACGGCGCGGGAGUUGA
This is a messenger RNA of Aspergillus calidoustus, 1314 nucleotides long. Lineage: Eukaryota; Fungi; Ascomycota; Eurotiomycetes; Eurotiales; Aspergillaceae. The record is from the annotation of a GenBank genome assembly.